CUAAGUAUUUCAUCCGGGUAUUUUUUAAGUACACUCGAUUUUCAGAAAUUUCACCGACGUAAUCGCUUUUUAUGAAAGUAUACUAAACUAAAACACUCGAUAGUAGUUUAGUGCGCUGAUUCGGACGGCUUCGCCCACGUUUUCCGACAACGAUAUAAACAACUGCACGUGCGCAUGGCCGCAACAGAUUACAAAGCCAUCUCAGCCGGAUAUGCGUUUAAAUGGACACACGAAUUAACUCAGCAGCUGAUCUUGUGGAGAGGCGCUAACAAGAGCCGCUUCACGGGAAAGCGAAAUGCUGCACUUAAGGGAUUUGAGGUGUUUAUCAGAGAGAUGGGACUGGAGGGGAAGACGACGGUGGCAUUUGUAAAGAAAAAAUGGGAGAACCUUAAACAGAAAUACAAGGAGCUAAAGAACGCUCCUGCGGGUGCGGAGGGAGAGAUGAGCGCAGCUAACUGGCAGUGGUAUAAGAUGAUGGGGAUGGUAGUGGAGUCCGGCCCCAGCAGCCCCCCUCUGCCCCUCUCCUCCUCGCCCACCCCGGGCGAGGUGAUCUUCACCGUGCCCUCUGAGGAGGAUGCCGCCGUCUCCAACGCCACCGCCCUCGUCUUCCUCCAGGAAUACAAACACGUACACCUGCCCAUGGCCGCGCAAGACUUCAAAGAUCCCGCAGGCGGGUUUGUGCUUAAAUGGACAGAUGAAUUAACAGAGCAGCUGAUUUUGUGGAGAAGCGCUAACAAGAGCCUCUUCACUGGCAGGCGAAACGCUGCAGUGAAUGGGUUUGAGGUGUUUAUCAGAGAGAUGGGGCUGGAGGGUAAGGUGACGGUGGCCUGUGUGAAGAAGAAGUGGGAGAACCUAAAACAGAAAUUCAAGCUGUUAAAUAACCCACCGGCUGGGAGGAGCGCAGAGGGAGAGCUGACUGCCGCCAACUGGAAGUGGUAUAAGCUCAUGGGCGAGGCAGUGGGGUCCCUCGACCACACCAUCUCCCUGGCUGUGGGCUCCUCGUCCUCCCCAGCCGACCUGGACUUCUCCUUCCCCUCGGACGAGGGAGCCGCUGCCUCCUGCUCCACCUCCUCCUUCACCUCCACCUGCACACCCACCCCCGCCACCAGCUCCACCGCCCCCGAGCCCCCGCCCACCAGCCCCGCCCCCAAGAGGGCCAAGAAGGAGCCGGAGUGGCUCCUGGCCAUCAAGGAGCUGGAGAGGAGGGAGGAGGCCCGGGACGCCCGGCAGGCCGAGUGGGAGCGGGCCAUGAUGGAGAGGGAGAAGAGGAGGGACCAGGAGAUGAUGGAGAGGGAGGAGAGGAGAGACCAGGAGAUGAGGGAGAGGGAGGAGAGGAGGGACCGCGAGAUGAGGGAGAGAGAGGAGCGCCUCAUCGCGGAAAACAGGGAGCGCGAAGACAAGCAGGCGAGGGAGGCCGCAGGGAGGGAGGAGCGAUUUCUGGCUCUGAUGGAUUUUUUAGUUAAGAAGUGAUUUUUUUUUAGUUUGUGAAACGUUUGUCCGGUCCCUUCAGUCCAUUUUGUUCAGUCUAUAUGUACAUAAUUUCACACAUUUUGUAUUUGUAUUCUUUUCAUUUUAAUAAAUCACUUCUUAACGCAAA
Molecule: messenger RNA, 1597 nt
Organism: Conger conger (European conger)
Lineage: Eukaryota; Metazoa; Chordata; Actinopteri; Anguilliformes; Congridae
Exons: 7
Coding region: 175-1470 (431 amino acids)
Source: RefSeq, a predicted model, not a curated record